CUAAUGUCAAACACUGAAGCUUGCGUUGGGACCUGGAGGCCCCACAGGCCAAGAGGGCCCAUUGCUGCCCUCUAUGGUAGCCCAGGGCCCAAGUAUACACUGCCUGGACUCACAGGCGCUUCAAAACACGACCCUACUAAAUACAAAGCACCAGCAUUCAGCUUUGGGACACGUCAUAAUCAGACCAAUUAUAACUGCUCCCCUGGACCACAAUACCUCAUCCCCACCACCCGACAUGGCCGAAGCGGUGCUCCCGCGUUUUCCCUCGGCAGCCGUUGGAAGGAGCCAGAAUCGUUCACAUCCCCUGGACCAGGCAAAUACUCCCCAGAGCGUGCAGAUAAGCAGAUUUGUCACUCUGCUCCUGCUUUUUCUUUAUCCGGGAGGGGCAAAGACAUCAGAGGUUGUGAAACACCAGGUCCAGCCACCUACACUCUGCCCCCUGUGCUGGGGCCCAAAACUAUGACCACACCUACAGCUCCCAGUUACUUAAUCUGUGGCCGCAGGAAAACUGGAAGCUUCCUAGAGGAUCUGCAGAAGACUCCUGGCCCUGCUGCCUACAAAGUUGUGGAUCCUUGUAUUUACAGUCAAAAACCUCCCCAGUGCAGCAUGAUAGGUCGGAACUACCCACCUUCUAAAACCACAGAGACACCAGGACCUGCUGCAUACUAUCCUGAAAAGGUGACCUUCACAAGAGCAAAAGCUCCUGGCUUCUCCUUUGGAGUUCGGCACUCAGAACACAUCUUACCUAUCACUGAACAUGUGACUGAAUAA
Messenger RNA from Chelmon rostratus (copperband butterflyfish), 771 nucleotides. RefSeq names its product outer dense fiber of sperm tails 3B (gene cimap1b). The coding region runs from base 4 to 771 and encodes 255 amino acids. The transcript is spliced from 6 exons. Gene Ontology annotation, cellular component: cytoskeleton. The record is from RefSeq and is a predicted model, not a curated record. NCBI's taxonomy places the organism in Eukaryota, Metazoa, Chordata, Actinopteri, Chaetodontiformes, Chaetodontidae.